AUGAAUUUGUUUUGGCCAUCUGAAACACAAAAGCCAAAUGAAGCACCUGAUGGCUACUAUACAUCCGAAGACUUACCUUCAGCAAAUAAAGCUGGUCAAUUCCUUAAUCAAAACAUAUUUCAUAGCUGUCCACGAAUUUUGGAAAAGAAGUUUGGUGAGUGUCUGCAUAACAGAACACAUUUAAUCAAGGAUCUCAUUUGUUCUGGUAAUGCUGGAUUGGGUCCCAUUGAGAUAGUUCACAUGUCUUAUUCGAACAAACAUGACAAAGAAGAAUUUGGUGAAUAUUUCUAUGUUACAGGAGUUGAAGUUUCCAGUCCUUCAGUACCCGUAGAGUUCCUUAAAGCGUUAAGAUCCAAUCAACGAAUUUCCAAAAAUAUAUCGAAUGACAUCAUAUCCACUUACUGCUGUUUUAAUUUUUUCAGUAACUUGGACAUUCGUAUUAGAUAUGAUGCUGAUGGUACUUUCCAGACGAUGGCAAUUGACUGUAACAAGGAAACUACCGAUCUGACCAUGACAGACAAAAUGUGGAAAGAAACGUUUGUAAGCUCCGUCAUUAGAGCAAUUAUUACAAACACUAAUCCAGAGUUAAAACCACCCGGCUUAUUAGAAUGCCCAUUUUAUGUUGCAAAAGAUACCGUAUCUACUUGUAAGAUGAUUAUAAAAUUACUAUGCCAGUUCUUACCAAGGUCACUGGACUGCGGAUGGGACUCCACCAAAAGUAUGCAAAGUACCAUUGUCAAUAACUAUUUAAUGUAUAGUUUAAGAAGUUUUAUUGCAAUCACACCGGGACUAGUAGAUUUUACCGUGGACUAUCUAAAGGAGCUUACCAAGAAUGAUCCAAUCCACAAUUUAUAUUAUAAGAUGGCUAUGAUUAUAGUUUUAGAUCACACACAAACAAAGGAGCUGGAAAUGAUAACCGUUUUAAAUAAGACAUUAGACCCGCUUUUAUCAUUGCUAAAUGGUUUACCGUCUCGCAAUUCUGAUUCGGCACAGCUAAUGAAUUGCAUUAGUGACCUAUUGAACAUCCAAGCAAGAUUUCUGUUGAACAGAGAAGAUUACGAACUAGCAUCAGACGUCUCUAAUACUUCAACUCAACUAGCUUUGGAUUGUUUUGAAUCUUGGUACAACUUAGCUAAGUGUCACAUCAAAAAAGAGGAGUACGGUAAAGCUCUCUUUGCAAUAAAUUCUAUGCCUCACUUGCGGAAGUCAGAUAAGUUUCUGGAUACAGCGUAUAGUAAAUUUCUCGCCUCAAACUAUUAUAAAAAACCAUUGAAUGGCAGUCGCCCACAUUUUGAUUUAACUUCAACUGAAUUUACCAACCUAUGCGGAACAUUGAGAAACUGGAAAGAGGACGAACUAAAACAGCAAACUUUUGGCAGAAUUGCAAUGAUAAAUGAAACAAAAGUGGGCUAUAUAAAAGAAAUUUGGGAUGAUAUUGCAGUAAAACUGGGUCCUAUCUGUGGUCCACAAUCCGUGAAUUUGAUUAACUACGUUUCACCUCAAGAAGUAAAGAAUAUCAAGAACAUAAAUUUAAUAGCAAGGAACACGAUUGGCAAACAGUUAGGAUGGUUUAGUGGUAGAAUAUAUGAAUUAUUAAUGGAGAUUGUAAACAAGAUUGGUUGGAAUGGGCUACUAAACAUUCGAACAGAAGCUUUCAUGAUGGAAACUGAAUUUCAUCAAAAUUCUAUCAAUGUUACCGAUGAAAACGGUCACAUACCAAUGGAAACCCGGAAGAAACGGUUUUGUGAGAGUUGGCUAGAUGAUUUAUUUUUAGAUCUGUACGAAGACCUGAAAUUGAGCAAGAUUAGCUUAAAUAACAAGGAUGAAAAACAUAGCGGAUUAGAGUGGGAACUUUUGGGCUUGACCAUGCUGCGUACCUGGCAUUGGGAAGAUGCUGUAGCCUGUCUAAGAACAAGCAUUGUAGCCCGAUUCGACCCUGUCAGUUGCCAGCACCUGCUAAACGUAUACCUAAAGCCACCAGAUAACCUUCAAGAAGUUACACUACUGGACACGGAUACCACGAUAAGCUUACUAGUCAAGAAAAUAUCAUAUGAUUGUAGGUAUUAUAAUUAUUGCCAAAUUUUUAACCUGCAGCUGCUAGGAAAACUAUGCAAUGAGCUGGGUAUGCAUGUACUGCGCAAUAAGAUAGUUGUUCAACCCUCCGUAGGGGAUGAAAUUAUGAUCAUGAUUGAUACCAUGCUCGCGUGGAUAGGCGAUCUACGUCACGCAAAACAAUCUUGA
Messenger RNA from Saccharomyces mikatae IFO 1815, 2241 nucleotides. RefSeq names its product Chs6p (gene CHS6). Lineage: Eukaryota; Fungi; Ascomycota; Saccharomycetes; Saccharomycetales; Saccharomycetaceae. Bases 1 to 2241 code for a protein of 746 amino acids. The record is from RefSeq and is a predicted model, not a curated record. Gene Ontology annotation, cellular component: exomer complex. Gene Ontology annotation, biological process: Golgi to plasma membrane transport. Gene Ontology annotation, molecular function: protein binding. The transcript has a single exon.